Neoarius graeffei (lesser salmon catfish) is the source of this 1536-nucleotide messenger RNA. RefSeq names its product myelin-associated glycoprotein-like. The record is from RefSeq and is a predicted model, not a curated record. The coding region runs from base 144 to 1118 and encodes 324 amino acids. The transcript has 9 exons. Lineage: Eukaryota; Metazoa; Chordata; Actinopteri; Siluriformes; Ariidae.
CAGAUCUGGGCAGCGCUUCUCUAUGUUCAGCAAACCAGCCAAGAGACUAAAGACUUUAGACAGUUUUUUUUUUCCUCCAAACAAACCGUAAAGAGCAGGGUGAGAGAGAGGAGACAGUGGACCAGAGGCCAACAGGGACGAUUAUGCAGGGUCACAGUUUGAGGUGCAGCAUGGAUCUACAGUCAAAAAUACUGUUCAUCUGGAUUUGUCUUCAGGUGAUCUGUGCCUCUGUUUUUUCGGAUGUGUGGAAGGUAGAAGUUGACCCUAAAAUGGAGGCGCUUGUCUCAUCUUGUGUCGUGCUUUCCUGUAAGUUUAAUUACCCUGGCGAUCAGCUUCCUACCUCUCGGAUAAGGGGAAUCUGGCACAAAAGGGACAACAGAGAUGCUCGCAUCUUUGAUGAAGAUCCUCUCAAGAUUCUAGAUAGCUUCAAGGAUCGCACAAAGCUAAUUGGUCGACUGGGUGACAGAAACUGCUCGUUGGAGAUAAAUGAUGUGAAAGACCACGACAAUGGCCCGUUCUGUUUCAGAACUGAACUCGAAGGUCAAGAUAAAUACUCUUUUGUGGAGAACUGUGUGAACAUGGAGAUGAAAUCUCAACCUGACAAACCAAACCUGGAGCUUGAUGAAUCCAUCAUAGAGAAAACACCUACCACCUUCAAGUGUUCUAUCAGACACACCUGUCCCACACACCACCCAACUAUCAAAUGGAGUCUUCAAGGUGCUACAAACAAAAUGUUCUAUAAGAAGCUUGGCCAUGGAGUUUGGGAGGUGGAGUCCCUCCUGACCAUCAUUGCCACAAAGGAGGAUGAUCAUAAAGACAUCACCUGCACUGUCACUUUCCAUGGCGAACUGAAAUCUGAAGUCUCUCGCAAGAUAUACAUAAAACGUAAAGAAGAUUCACUUCACAUCAUUAUUCCUGUGUGUGCUGUGCUCGGAACCAUCGUUGUGUUUGGAAUAACAUGUUUCUUUGUGACCAAGAGAUACAAGAGUCAGAUCCAAGAGCUCCAAUCUAGAAAUCCAAAUGGGGCAUGGAGUCGUCUCUCCAGAUUUUCUCACAGGGUCAGGUCAGUGGAAUGGCUGAGAAACACGAGGAACACAGCCGGACUCACUCAGAACUAAUCUAAGCAGACUCAUCUGUUGCCUGUUUUUAUUUAUACACUUCACCAGAAAAAAAUUGUAUUUUUAAGGGGCAAGCUUAAUGCUUUUGGCAUUUUAGGUUUAAGGCUAGGAAUAGAUUUAAAACCAACACUUAGAUUUAAUAGUGCAUGCAAUUUAAAUACAUGUAUAUGAUUCACACACACACACACACACACACACACACACACACACACACACACACACACACACACAUUACUGUGUUAAGUAUUAUCUCUUAUUACUUUUAUUCUUCUCUCAUGAAAUUUUUUUAAACUCAAUCUUUUAAUUUGAAUAAAGUGUAAUGUACUUUAUUCAUGCACAACUGGGGAAUGAGAGCUUGACUUGAAUCUCAUCAUGUGCAGUUUUUAGAGACUUGUUUAAUAAAAGUUUAAAUGAAGAA